Protomyces lactucae-debilis is the source of this 732-nucleotide messenger RNA. RefSeq lists its product as uncharacterized. The record is from RefSeq and is a predicted model, not a curated record. Lineage: Eukaryota; Fungi; Ascomycota; Taphrinomycetes; Taphrinales; Protomycetaceae. The transcript has 3 exons. The coding region runs from base 1 to 732 and encodes 243 amino acids.
AUGCCUUUUGGCGGGAAGCUCUUGAUUUCUCCUGCCGUCUCAUCAAGCAGGCGAUUUUUGCCAUCAAGAACUCUGGCACGUCUCCUUCUGGUCAGCCUGCACACACGAUGGCACUCGACCAUCACACAACUGGCAGCAUCUGCCUACGGUGCUGGCACCACCGAGACGGUGUACGCUUGCUUGGAGCAAGUACGAACGCACUACGCUCCGGAGGCUGCUACCCUUCGCGCCAAGCUAGAUGCAAGAUUACAUCAAUUGCAAUGCGCAAGUUGGUCGGUGGCCGACAUCAAGAAGUUGAUUGUCUCUAUGCAAGAGAUUUUCGAUGAAGCACGACAAAGCGGUCGCGAUAUGGACAAAGACACACAAGGAAUGCAGCAGCAUUUCUUCCGGGCACUCCCAAAGACGGAGAUGAGUGUCUCGUUCUACCACUCUGCCAAGGCCAAGGUAUUUGAGUCGAACGCGGUGGCAACGGCGCUCAUCAUCGGGUCCAGGCCUGUGCACGCCAACGUGGUCCAACGCACAUACCAGACACCUGUCGAGGUUGAAGGCAAGGGGUGGAGGCACAUGAAUGGUUUGUUCUGCGAGGACAAUGGCCACUCCGUACAAGAGUGCCACCAUAACGCCAAGGGCACCAAUUUUAAGAAGACAGGUAGCAAAUUUCUCUCUCGUUACCCAGCCGCAGUGCUUCUUCGUGUCUCGCCUGUUCCGCUCCCACACCACGGCUGCCCCUGA